Monodelphis domestica (gray short-tailed opossum) is the source of this 5791-nucleotide messenger RNA. It is a transcript of the gene SGSM2, whose product is annotated as small G protein signaling modulator 2. Gene Ontology annotation, biological process: activation of GTPase activity. Gene Ontology annotation, molecular function: GTPase activator activity. Lineage: Eukaryota; Metazoa; Chordata; Mammalia; Didelphimorphia; Didelphidae. The record is from RefSeq and is a predicted model, not a curated record.
GUUAGUGGGGGUGGAUGGCUAGGGGGCCCUUCCAAGGAGCCAGGCGCACGCCCUCCCGGUUGGGGAUGCGGGGGUGGGCGGGGGGAACCCGUUGCCAUGGCGGCGACUGCUAGAUGGCAAGGAGCUCCCUGGUCAGCCCUCUCCGCUUCCCCCGCCCCAGGUAGGCGCUGCCUCCCCCUCCCGCCUCCCCAAGCCCCCCCGGCCGUGGGAAGGGGCCGGGCCAGCCUCCUGACGUCUGUCUGUGCCGGGCUCGGAAGAUGGCUGCGGAGCCGAACGGCCGGCAGUGGCUGCGGCGGCGGCUGCGGGGUGCCGGGAGCACGGCGAUAGCGGCGGGCCGGGGCUCCGCCUUGCCCGCGGGCAGCUGAGCCGCGGAGGACCGGACGAGGCUGCAGUUCGGGCUAGCCGACUCAGGGCUCCGCUCCCCUGGGCACCAUGAGCCGCACCGAGGACGCAGUCAAAGAGAAAUUACUGUGGAACGUCAAAAAGGAGGUGAAGCAGAUCAUGGAAGAAGCUGUCACCAGGAAAUUCGUACAUGAAGACAGCAGCCACAUCAUUGCUCUGUGUGGUGUGGUGGAGACCUGCCUGUUACAUCAGCUGAGGCGUCGGGCUGCGGGCUUCCUGCGCAGUGACAAGAUGGCAGCCCUCUUCACUAAGGUGGGGAAGACCUGCGUAGUAGCUGGAGAGGUCUGUCGAAAGGUGCAGGAGCUGCAGCAGCAGAUGGACAGCAAGAAGUCAGCAGGAAGCAACCAGGAGGCCCUUCGGAGACAGGGCUCUACUGGAGGGAAAUCCCCAGCCCUCAGCCCCCAGGCCCUGAGGCACAUUUGGGUGCGAACAGCCCUCAUCGAGAAGGUGCUGGACAGAGUUGUGCAGUAUAUCGUGGAGAACUGCAGCAAGUACUAUGAGAAGGAAGCGCUCCUGGCAGACCCCGUGUUUGGCCCUAUCCUAGCCUCUCUCUUAGUGGGUCCCUGUGCUCUGGAGUACACCAAGCUGAAGACGGCCGACCACUAUUGGACAGACCCCUCUGCUGAUGAGCUGGUCCAGAGGCACCGCAUCCGUGGCCCCCACGGCCGCCAGGACUCCCCCUCCAAGCGUCCAGCCCUGGGAGUCCGCAAGCGGCACUCAAGCAGGAGCACAUCAGAGGACCAAUUUGCAGCCUCUGCCCGGGAGUAUGUGGAAUCCCUCCAUCAGAAUUCCCGAACGCACCUGCUCUAUGGCAAGAACAACGUGCUGGUACAGCCGAAGGAAGACAUGGAGGCUGUCCCUGGCUACCUGUCCUUGCAUCAGUCUGCAGAGAGUUUGACUCUGAAGUGGACUCCCAACCAACUCAUGAAUGGAACUCUGGGAGACUCAGAGCUAGAGAAGAGUGUGUAUUGGGACUAUGCUCUGAUCGUGCCCUUCAGCCAGAUUGUCUGCAUUCACUGCCACCAGCAACAGAAUGGAGGAACACUGGUGCUGGUGAGCCAAGAUGGUAUCCAGAGGCCUCCUUUGCACUUCCCCCAGGGAGGUCACCUUCUGUCCUUCCUGUCCUGCCUGGAGAAUGGGCUCCUGCCCCGAGGACAGCUAGAGCCACCACUGUGGUCCCAGCAGGGAAAGGGGAAGGUCUUCCCCAAGUUGCGGAAGCGGAACAGCACCAUGCGGUCUAUGGAUCUGGAGGAUACAGUGAUGGAUGAAGGGCGUGCCACUGACUAUGUGUUCCGGAUCAUCUAUCCAGGCCACAGGCAUGAGCACAUCACUAUUAACUACCACCACUUAGCUGCCAGCCGCGCGGCCUCGGUGGACGAUGAUGAGGAAGAGGAAGAUAAACUGCAUGCGAUGCUGUCAAUGAUCUGCUCCCGGAACCUCACAGCUCCCAAUCUGAUGAAAGAUGCUGGGGACAUGAUUGAGAUGCAAGGCUUUGGGCCAAGCCCACCAGCCUGGCAAUUUGAGCCUCCAAUUGGCCACAGUGCCUGUCUCUCCUGCUCUAUCAGAAGUUCACCCUAUGACCCACCCAACUACUGCAACUGUGCCCAGGACAGAAUGCCCCUGAGACUGCUGUGUGAGAACAUGAAGAGACAGAUCGUGUCCCGGGCCUUCUAUGGAUGGCUGGCAUACUGUCGACAUCUGUCCACUGUCAGGACCCACCUGUCAGCCCUGGUACAUCAUAAUAUCAUCCCGCCUGACCGGCCCUCGGGAGCUUCAGGAGGGCUCACCAAGGAUGUGUGGAGCAAAUACCAGAAGGAUAAGAAGAACUACAAGGAGCUGGAGCUUCUCAGAAGAGUGUACUAUGGGGGUGUGGAACAUGAGAUCCGAAAGGAUGUCUGGCCCUUUCUGCUUGGACACUACAAGUUUGGCAUGAGCAAGAAGGAGAUGGAGCAGGUGGAUGACGCUGUGGCGUCCCGAUACCAUCGGGUACUGGCAGAGUGGAAGGCCUGUGAGGUGGUAGUCCGGCAGCGGGAGAGGGAGGCCCACCCAGCCACACUCACCAAGUUCUCCUCCGGCAGCAGCAUUGACAGCCACGUCCAGCGCCUCAUCCACCGAGACUCCACGAUCAGCAAUGAUGUAUUCAUCUCUGUGGAUGAGAUGGAUCCCCCAGAUAUGGGGCCAAAAUGUCCUGAAGAUUCUGUGGCUGAAACAGUGCCCAUAGCAGGAACACCCGGCACUGCUGUGGUGGAGCAACAGCAGUCUGUGGAAUUCGACUCUCCAGACUCAGGGCUGCCAUCUUCCCGAAACUACUCAGUGGCUUCUGGAGUCCAGUCCAGUAUCGAUGAUGGCCAGAGUGUAGGCUUUGAGGAAGAAGACCAAGAGGAGGAGGAGCUGGACCAAUCUUCUACUGGGCCCCGAGCCUCCCUCUAUGAACCCCCAGACCCUACCCAGGAGGACACCCCACAGCCAGGCGAUCUGGGGGCAGGGGAAGAACUGGCUGCUGUCUGUGCUGCUGCCUAUACUAUAGAGUUACUGGACACUGUGGCCUUGAACCUCCACCGGAUCGACAAGGAUGUGCAACGGUGUGACAGAAACUACUGGUAUUUCACUCCCCCCAACUUGGAGAAGCUUCGAAACAUCAUGUGCAGCUAUGUAUGGGAGCAUCUGGAUGUGGGCUAUGUGCAGGGCAUGUGUGACCUGCUGGCACCCCUCAUGGUCAUCCUCGACAAUGAUCAGCUGGCCUAUAGCUGCUUCAGUCAACUCAUGAAGAGGAUGAGUCAAAACUUCCCUAAUGGUGGGGCCAUGGAUACACACUUUGCCAACAUGCGCUCACUUAUCCAGAUCCUGGACUCAGAGCUCUUUGAACUGAUGCACCAAAAUGGAGACUACACUCAUUUCUACUUCUGCUAUCGAUGGUUCCUGCUAGAUUUCAAGAGAGAACUGCUCUAUGAGGAUGUCUUUGCUGUGUGGGAGGUGAUCUGGGCUGCCAGACACAUCUCUUCGGAACACUUUGUCCUGUUCAUUGCCUUGGCCCUGGUGGAAGGAUACCGGGAGAUCAUCCGAGAUAACAACAUGGACUUCACAGAUAUUAUCAAGUUUUUCAAUGAGCGAGCAGAACAUCACGAUGCCCAAGAGAUCCUGAGGAUAGCCAGGGACCUGGUCCACAAAGUACAGACGCUGAUUGAAAACAAGUGAAGUUGGCAGUGGCAUUGGCGAGAGAAGGGGGAAGAGGAGGCAGCAGUGGCCGACCAGGCCCCUCAGGGUCCAGAGAGUGGAUCCCCUGGAUGGGGCAAGUGGAGGGGGUGGUCCUUGUUGGAACCGUCAUCUCCCUCCCCCACCCCACCCCCAAACUGAACCCCAGACUUUACUCGAGGCAUCUUCCAUGUAACACAGACCAAAAAAAGUAAUUCCGAGAUGGGGAAACCCUAGGCCUUCCCAUCAGUUGAGUCAGGGCUAGCCUAAGGGACCUACCUCUGGGACAGAGGAAGGAAAGACCAGUUAAAGAGCUCUCUCUGGGUCUUGGCUGGGGACAGCCCCUACUGGAUCCCUGAAGCCUCAGGCCUGACAGGCACUCCCUAGGACACCCACCUCCCUUUCUCUCCCCACCCCAGCCCCAAAGUCAUUUUAGGGUUAGACAGAGGCCCUGGACAAGCCUAAUCAGGAGGAAUCCUGCCUGAGAGGUGUCCUGUCCUCAAGGGUCUAGCAUUCUAGAAAGGGGCAGGAGCCCAGGGCUAUCCAGGGGCCUGGGAUUGCUAGAAUCUGGCCUGAGCUGCCCAUCCUGGAUAGAGAAAUGUUCAGGAUGACUCCAGGGGCUGCAGAAGGCAGUACCCUGGCGAAGGUCCUCUGUUCCCUGCCUCUUUAGAGAAGCUGGGGAGAGGAUUAGGUGGUCAGGCAGCUGCCCUCCUAGUCCCCAUCAUACUCCACCUCCUUUCAGAGGCUCCACAGCAGGGCUGAAUGUAGAUGAGAGUUCUUGAGGACUGGAGCAGGGAGAAAUUCUGGAGCUAAUUUCCUGGGUGCCCUCUGCAUUUGGGGGCCUGUGUCCUGGCUCCUCAGGGGGUGCUCAGAGACCGAAUCAGGGGCUCUUUAGAAAAGGAGUAGGAAUGGGCCAGGAGCAGCCUGGAGCUGCCCCGGGGGGCCCCCAUCCUCUCCAGCAUUGCUGGCCACUUUGACAGUCCCUUCACCACCACACCACCUGCUCCUGGAAGCAGCCCCUCCACACAGUGUCCAAGUGUAGCUCCCUUUGUGUAUUCAGCUGUCCGUGGUCCUGAAAAGCCUGGAAAGUGGAUCCUAGAGGGUUCUAGGAGAGCUCCUAGUGCAAAUCCUUUGGUUAGCCCCAGCCUGCUUGGACAUCCAGAUUUCUGUCUAUCAGGCUGGCCUGUACAGAGAAGGCCCAAGAGAUGGGAGCCCACCCCUCUCAGGGACCCUCCCUCUGGAGCUCCAAAGCUCAGGCUGUUGUCCCAGCGCCCACAGGUGCCUCCUUGCCUCAUUUGAACUCUAGAACAUAUACCCAUGGAGUCGUACCAGGAUGCUGGGUCCUUCCACGUGGCCUCACUGCUCUCCCGGAUCUUAGCCAAGGGAGAGGGAGAGGGAGGGGAGGGAGGCAAAGAAGCUCCAGGGGCAUGGCUGGAGGGGGCCUCUCCAUGCCAGAGUCUUUCCAAGUCUCUGACUAGUGAAGGCCAGAACCCAGAUCUGGGGCUGAUCCCUGGAGUCCUCCGUAUUCUCAAGUGCCAACACUGCCCUAGGCUGAGAGGGGGACCUUGAUCUUGGCCCCCAACACAGCCAACUCUGGAGAAUGUGGAGAACUAUGAGCAGGACUCCCUGGGGUUCCCCUUGGAUCAAAGAUCUCCUGAUUCUGGGGAAAGGACAUGGGCCAGGCUGCCCCUGCCUCCAACAGUCCAGGAAGGAUCUCCAUGCCCUCAGCAUGCUUACUGCUAUCCUGCACCCACUUUCCUCCUCCAUCCUGUCCCCACCUGCAGGAGCCAGGUGAGAGGGGUGCAGCCAGGGCACAUUUGCCAUCUGGGUCCUUCCUUCAGGGGUUCCUCCAUGGACCUGCUGUGUCAUUUACUAGUAAAGGGAGGAAAGGAUGUGUGUCUACACCCCUCUAUUAGAAUGCCAUCCCAGCCUGCCCCUCUUCCUCUGUCCCCAGAGUCUGCACUGCCUGUUUGGGGGCCCGUCUGCCCCGUUAUCCCCUUGUUGUGUGCUGUGGCUCCCACAGCUCAUGCUGUAUGCGUGUGUGGUACAUCCAUGAUGCCGCAUGUCCUGCCACGUGCCUGCCUUGGUGACUCAGUGAUGUUUGUGAGGAGCGGGAAGGUUGGUUUCUUUUUUUUCCUGGCUCAGAUAUUCUAAUGCUGUUCAGUGUAACAAAACCAAUAAAUGCUACGUUUGGUGA